AUGGCACCGCAAGAUGGGCAUGAUAUAAUUAAAUAUUAUGAGGGAGAGGAAGAAGAUUCCUUGAUUAGCCCUGACAGUUUAUGUGAGAAUACCAGCAGCAAUCACUCUACUACUACUACUACUACUACUACUACUACUACUACCACCACCACCACCACCUCCACCUAG
Molecule: messenger RNA, 168 nt
Organism: Paracoccidioides brasiliensis Pb18
Exons: 2
Coding region: 1-168 (55 amino acids)
Source: RefSeq, a predicted model, not a curated record